AGAGAAAGAUUCUCGGAUUUGAAGCUCUGCAAGAUGAGGGCUAUCUUCUGUGGUAAUUUGGAAUAUGAUGCGCGGCAAUCUGAGGUCGAGCGGCUUUUUAAAAAAUAUGGAAGGGUGGAAAGGGUUGAUAUGAAGUCUGGAUUUCUUGGAUUAUCCAUAUCUUUCAUGGAUGGAUGGGAUUCUCUGCAUUUCCUUUCUGCCUUGUGCCCACGCACCAUCCUCAUAUAUUUUUACUUGAAGGGCCAAUCUGAUUCGCUUGGCACGAACAUAUUACUGAGACAAAUCAUUGCUUUUUCAUUUAUCAUGCCCCUUGUCCAGUCCUCAAUUCCUGACAUGUUUCAACAAUAAAAUCAUGAUGACAUCACAUACAGUAGCAGGGUUUGCAUUUGUUUAUAUGGAAGAUGAGAAAGACGCUGAUGACGCCAUCAGAAGACUUGACCGAGCUGAGUUUGGCAGGAAGGGGCGCCGACUUCGGGUUGAGUGGACUAAGCAAGAACGUGACAAUCGAAGGUCUGGUGGUGGUGCAAGAAAACCUGCAGCUAAUGACAAGCCUUCUAAAACCCUGUUUGUCAUCAAUUUUGAUCCUAUCUAUACCAAAUCCAAGGACUUGGAAAGGCACUUUGAUGCACAUGGCAAAAUAGCAAACAUAAGGAUCAGGAGAAAUUUUGCAUUUAUUCAGUAUGAAACCCUGGAGGAUGCUACUAGGGCACUGGAAGCUACGAACAUGAGCAAGCUUAUGGACAGAGUUAUAACUGUGGAAUAUGCGAUUCGAGACGAUGAUCGGAGUAAUGGUCACAGUCCUGAAAGAAGGGGCAGGGACUUUUCUCCUGAGAGAGGAAGCUACCGUAAGAGAUCUCCUAGUCCAUACCGCAGGGAAAGGGGUAGUCCAGACUACGGAUAUCGUAGGGAGAGAGGCAGCCCUGAUUAUGGCCGUGGCGGCAAACAUGAAGCUAGAGGUAGUCCUGAGUAUGGUAGAGAUGAAAGCCCUGCUAAUGGAAGAUACCACAGUCGCUCUAAACCUGAAGGUCGAGGAACUCCUGAUUAUGGUAGAGAUGAAAGCCCUGCUAAUGGAAGAUACCACAGUCGCUCUAAACCUGAAGCUCGAGGAACUCCUGAUUAUGGUAGAGAUGAAAGCCCUGCUAAAGAAAGGCACCAUAGUCGCUCCAAACCUGAAGCUCGAGGAACUCCUGAUUACGCUAGAGAUGAAGGCCCUGCGAAUGGAGGAAGAUACAGUAGUCGGUCUCCUCCACCACGAGAGAGAUCAAGAUCCUAAGCAAGGAGAUGGUAUCAAGUCAGUAUUUGGCGAAGACAAUCUCUAGAGAGGUUGAGAAGCUAAGACAAAGAGAGAACUCAAGUCGGUAAUUGGCAGCGCUGUUUCUAGAGGAGAGCUAUGGAUGCUUAUGUUUAGUAUUGAUGAGUUGGUUCUAGGAAUUAGAAAAAAGAUACUACUACUCUAUAUGUGAAAAAUGCGUGUAUCAGCUAUUCUAGGAUUGAAAUUGAAUUAUGUUUCAGGCUUGAUGUUUUUUUAGAUAUGCUUCAUAGGAGAGUUCAUUUUUGUUUCUGCUCUUCUGAACCCUUCAAAUGUUGCUGCUUAAGAGAUAAUUUAGGUUUCCCUCGCAAGCUUUUUUAGGUCUAUGGAUUUGAAAUUGUUCAGAAGUUUACAAUAUUUGUGUACAAUUUUCUUUUGUUAGUA
Beta vulgaris subsp. vulgaris (sugar beet) is the source of this 1693-nucleotide messenger RNA. RefSeq names its product serine/arginine-rich splicing factor RS41. The record is from RefSeq and is a predicted model, not a curated record. The coding region runs from base 353 to 1273 and encodes 306 amino acids. Gene Ontology annotation, molecular function: RNA binding. Lineage: Eukaryota; Viridiplantae; Streptophyta; Magnoliopsida; Caryophyllales; Amaranthaceae. The transcript has 9 exons. Gene Ontology annotation, cellular component: nuclear speck. Gene Ontology annotation, biological process: mRNA splicing, via spliceosome.